Agrilus planipennis (emerald ash borer) is the source of this 1026-nucleotide messenger RNA. Its product is annotated as sorbitol dehydrogenase. NCBI's taxonomy places the organism in Eukaryota, Metazoa, Arthropoda, Insecta, Coleoptera, Buprestidae. Gene Ontology annotation, molecular function: L-iditol 2-dehydrogenase (NAD+) activity. Bases 194 to 928 code for a protein of 244 amino acids. The transcript is spliced from 6 exons. Gene Ontology annotation, biological process: D-sorbitol catabolic process. The record is from RefSeq and is a predicted model, not a curated record.
UAGUAAACCGUCUCCGGUUAUUUAUUGACUACAGUUCGUUUAUUUCUUAGGUCAUGAAGCGUCAGGAACAGUACUAAAAGUAGGGAAAAAUGUAAAAAAUUUGAAACCAGGCGAUAGAGUUGCUAUCGAGCCAGGCGUAUCCUGUCGUAUUUGUACGUUCUGUAAAGAGGGAAGAUACAACCUAUGUCCCGAAAUGGUAUUUUGUGCGACACCCCCUGUAGACGGUAAUCUCGCGCGGUAUUACGUUCACGAUGCUGAUUUUCUUUUCAAAUUGCCAAGUCACGUUUCGUUAGAAGAGGGUGCUAUUUUGGAGCCGUUGUCCGUAGGAGUUCAUGCCUGUAAACGGGGGGGUGUACAAUUCGGUUCGACUGUUUUUAUAUCGGGGGCCGGACCCAUUGGACUUGUUAGUUUGUUAGCAGCGAAAGCUUUUGGAGCUACCAAAGUUGCUAUAACAGAUCUGGUCGAGUCGCGUUUGGAAGUUGCUAAAAAGUUGGGGGCCGAUUAUACGAUUCUUUUAAAACGGGGCGAAUCGGAAGAAUCACUUUUGAAUAGAAUUAGGGAAGCUUUAGGGGACUUGGCAACCGUUUCUUUAGAUUGCAGCGGAGUUGAGCAGUCUGUACGAAUAGCAAUUCAGGCAACGCGCUCGGGUGGUACGGCUGUAUUGGUAGGUUUAGGUGGAAAAGAAAAUUUGUCGCUACCCCUAUCAGGAACCCUCGUCCGGGAAGUUGACAUUAGGGGAGUUUUUCGUUACGUCAAUGAUUACCAGACCUCUUUGGAUUUAAUCGCUACUGGGAAAAUAAAUGUGAAACCUCUUAUAACGCACAAUUACACGAUGGAAGACACCGUUAAGGCAUUCGAAACGUCUAAAACCGGGGCUGGGAAUGCCAUUAAAGUUCUUAUUCAUGCAAAUCCUGACUGGAAACCUUGAUUAAUAUUAAUUACAUACUUAUUUUACUUUCACUACUUUCUGUUUUGUUUAUUGUGGUAUACAAAUGUAUAUAAAUAAAAAAAUGUUUCGAUUUUUUC